AUGAGUGGAAUAAUUGCGAGAUUUAUUGGAUUGCGACUUGUUGGAACAACAAAAUAUAUUACAAAACAAAACACAACAAAAUAUCUACAAUCCAUGUGCCACGUGAGAAAUAGAUGUAAUCAUAUUACCAAAAAUCCAAUCACACCAGCUCGAAAAGAAUCAGCUGGAUAUUGGAAAACUAUCAAGGACUUUUCAGUGCCAUUAACAAUUAUCGGUAUGAAUAUUGCUAUUUACUGUGCACAUAAAAUUAAAAGAAACCAUAAACUUUGGGACGAUGUUGACAUGUUGAUUGCAGCUAUAAAGGAAACUUUAAAGUAUUCUAUAAUUCCAUCAAAAAUAAUUACAUCUAGUGUAUUAUUUGAUGAUAGUAAAAUAGAAAUAUUUGCAGAAGACGACUAUCUAGAACUCGAGAACGAUAACACACGUAAUUUAAUAUUAAGCAAAGAAUUGGAUGCAAACAUACAAGAACCAUUUCCAAGAAGCGAACCAGUACCAAUAAAAUUUGAUAGAUUUAAUGGAUUACUUGAUAAUGGUAAAUUAACAUUAACAACAGUAGAUGGUGAUACAACGUUUACUUUUUAUCAAACAUUGAGCCUUGAAAUAAAAAAAACGUCUACGACUUUACAAGAUGAAAUAGCUGCUAUGAAAAAAGAACCAUCUGAAAUAGUACAAAAGAAAAUAAGUAAAUUUCAUGUCUAUCUUCCAGAUCAUAAGGUAACAUUAAAAACCUCGAAAGGUGAAAAUAAAUGGCCUUCAAAUUCACCAUUAAAAUUGAGAGACGCAUUUCCAAUAAUUGGGAGUUUCAGUUACUCAGUUGAAGAGACAGUAAAAAUACAAGCAGACGAUAGUGAUGAAGUUUAUCAUUUGAUACAUAAUGUGACUCUUGAAUGUGAUAAAAAAGUUGAUGAAAAUUUACAAAAUAUAAUUGCCACUGAAGAACCAUAUCCAGAAGAUAUGAUAUUUGAAGUAACGAAUGUAUUAUUUGAUUGUGGUACAGUAGUAUUCAAAACACAAGAUGGUCAUAAACUUAUUGUCAGAAAGAAAUAUGACUUGGGAUUUGCGGAAGAUGGUCAAGAAACAGUAUGUCUGGAAGGGGACCCAAAGUUAAGAUUAAAUUAUAUUUAA
Messenger RNA from Aphidius gifuensis, 1125 nucleotides. RefSeq lists its product as uncharacterized. The transcript is spliced from 7 exons. The coding region runs from base 1 to 1125 and encodes 374 amino acids. The record is from RefSeq and is a predicted model, not a curated record. Lineage: Eukaryota; Metazoa; Arthropoda; Insecta; Hymenoptera; Braconidae.